GAAUUGGCUUUGGGGGUGACCAGAGAGAUAUACCUGCUGGAGCGCGUGCUACAGGUGUGGUUUGUGAAGAUGGAGGGAGAGCAUCCUCAUGAGGAGAAGCAGACUGAAACUGCUUGCUGUGCAUCCCAAUGUCCCAAAGAUGGAGAGGAGAGGCAGGGACAAGGGGCUAUGUUAUGGUCCAUCCAGGAGGCAGUGGAGAGGCAGACCAUGCAGAUAGGAACGUCCGCCUGUGGGGCAACGGCCGUAGUGGACGUCCUACAGGCCCUCGGCAUCGUUGUGGCACCCGAGACGGCUGACCGGUGUGUGCGGACGUGCCUGAGGAGGAACGAGGCGCCGCUGCCUGAUUACCUGUUCUCCCGGAGCGAGGCUGGCGCCACACACGCACAGCUGAUAGCUGGGGCGGAGCAGGCUAGUGGUGGGCGCGUGCUGGGUCGCCACUUCCCCCUCCACCCUCGCCGGCGGGUGAGGCUGGUACCCUGGCUGGCACAGUGGAUCCAGAAAGGGGCAGUUCCCGUGGCCACCAUGAACAUGCAGCUGGCAGUGCCAGAGGGAGAGGAGGUUCCCGACGCAUGGCACCACCAACUCAUCUUUGGGGUCGGACCCGACACUGUCUAUAUGACCAAUCCCCUGGAUGUGGUGAGUGAGCGGGAGGUGCAUCAGCGACUCUGCAGUGAAUCUGUGUUGCUGAUACGUCGAGAGGAUGUGCUGCUGAGAUUGACAGCUGACGCCCCUCUGUCUAGCCUAUCGGACGACCAGUCUGACCCACGCUGGAAAGCCCUGGAUGUGGAGGGUCAAUUGAGGCAGAUGAUUCGUGAGGAAGACCAUGAUGAUGAAGAUCAGUUUAGGAUGAGCCAUGUCAUGAUCCCCGCAGCGUACAGUUCAGGUGUGACAGUCUUCGCCCUCAGAGAUUCAGACCAAGGACAGGAGCUUCUCCACGCCCCUGAACUCCCUUUGCUUUGAUAUGGCUGGACAGUGGACACAUCAUUACCAAAGAUCUUGCGGUGAUUGGACAAUGCAUCUUUGACCUUCCCACUAUUGUUACAUUUAUUCGGUGAGGGGAAAUGUUCAGAAACUGGUGAUAGAAAUGUCAUUAAUAGAGCUGACAUGGUUCCUUAUUCUACAGGUAAGAGAGGCUUGGCUGUUCUACAUAAUAUAUUUCUAUCUGAACAUCCCACAAUGUUGCACCCUGCUGAAUGUGCCCCAGGCGUAUUCAGUGAGGUGAAACACUCAAAAACUGAUAUAAACUAUAGAAUUGAUAGAGCUGACUCAAUUUCCUAUUCAGACAACUCAUGAUUCUGAUAUGUCUAUCUAUAAUAUUGGCCAGUCAUGUUGUACACAAUACAUUUUUAUCUGAACGUUCAGUAACGUCACUCCGACCUGAACGAGGCCCUGCUGCUGUACAGUAGGAUAUCCGUCCCUGACAGUAAUACCUUGUUUGAACACUUUUCUGGGUCGUAUUCACUGACAUCAAGCAGAAGAAAAUUAACCGAAACAGGAAGUGACUCCCUGAACUUACCCAAUAAGAAACAUUCAUUUUCCUUUUCCAUUAAAUAACGUUUUGCUACAGUAUGCACUAAUGAAUACGACCCUGAUCUUAUGUGUGUGACGUUAAGAAUAGCCUACUUGAUGUAUGCCCCUGCACCAGUGGAGGCUGCUGAGUGGAGAACGGCCCGUAAUAAUAGCUGGAACUGCGCAAAUAGAAUGGCAUCAAACACAUAGAAACCAUGUGUUUGAUGUAUUUCAUACUAUUCCACUAAUUCCGCUCCAGUCAUUACCAAGGGCCCGUCCCCCCCAAUUAAGGUGCAACCACCCCCUGUGCCCUGCACAUUGAAAUGGUUGCACAGUUUGAAACCCUUUCUACUGCAGCAGGACAAUCAACCCUAAUGCGCCACUCUGUGCAAUACCAGAUAAGCUAAAUCAUGUGGCACUGGAAUGUAAAUGUGAUGUUGUGCUCAUCUACACAGAUACAGAUUAGGUAUAUAUCUGAGUGUGCUCAUGAUUUGCAGUUUUCUGUGGUCAAGAUUUUUGGCUACAACUUAUUUGGCCAGUUUCCCAGACACAGAUUAAGCCUGGUCCUUGACUAAGAAUGAUGUUCAAUGGAGAUUCUCCAUUAACAGUAGCAGUUGAGUCCAGGACUAGGCUUGAUCUGUGUCCAGGAAACCAACCAAAUAUGAAAUUAUGUUUAAAUCAAUCAAUGUGUAUCUGUUGUCGUUCCAGGUUGUGAUGUUUGUCAUGUUAACUCCCUUUUAUUUGUAAGCUAUCAAAAUACAUAAAGAGGGUCGCACGAUCUACAUAUAAAAACUCCCAGUCAUUUCUUGGGUGAAACACCAA
Salmo salar (Atlantic salmon) is the source of this 2331-nucleotide messenger RNA. The record is from RefSeq and is a predicted model, not a curated record. NCBI's taxonomy places the organism in Eukaryota, Metazoa, Chordata, Actinopteri, Salmoniformes, Salmonidae.